Molecule: messenger RNA, 2428 nt
Organism: Diuraphis noxia (Russian wheat aphid)
Lineage: Eukaryota; Metazoa; Arthropoda; Insecta; Hemiptera; Aphididae
Source: RefSeq, a predicted model, not a curated record
ACUUAUACAUUUUUCAUUUUACUUCCGUUGUUUCUCAUAAGUGUUAAAGAACGGGUUUUUCACUAACAAAUGUGUAGUAUAUAAUUAAAAAUUUAAUUUAUUGUAAACUUUUUUUUCGACCGUCAAAAAUGGGUAUAAACAUUGAAAAUUUAAUAAAUGAAAUAAAAUUUGAUCAGAAGUUAAUCGGUGUAUUUGAAACAUACAACAAAUACAUUAACUAUCGAUUCGAUUAUCUCAUCAGAACAAGUAUUACACAAACAUCAGAUGAACUCAAUUACAAUGUUGACAGUUCUGAAUUUGAUCCAAGUCAACAUAUUUCACUAAAUUAUAUUACUAUAAACAACAGUUUGGACGUUGUCACAAAAUUGCGAGAAGAAUUAAAAACUUUAACAAAAAUAGUAAAUUUAAAAAGAAAAGAAUUGAGCAUUAUUACUGUUAAUGAGGAUGGAUUAAAAAAUAAUAUUAAACACUUAGAAGAUAUUAUAUCAAUUAAGAAAAAUUUUAUCAGUGAAACUGCCAAAUUUGCAGAAGUCAGAUGGAAUGCAAAAGAAAAAGUUGAAAAGGAGUACAAUAAAAUAAACAAAAAAUAUAUUAAAAUUUUAAGUCAGUUAAACAAAUCAAAAACCAAUUAUGGUAAUGGAUCUAGUAAAGAUACAGAUUACGGGGAGCGAACAAAUAAUAGGCUAUUACGAUAUGAAGACAAAAUUAAAAAAAUGAAUGACAUUAUAAAAAUUGCCAGUGAUAGUACAGAAAAAUUACUACAAUAUCAAAUUGCAUUACAGACUUCUAAUGAUCGGUUAAAAAUUUUUUAUGACCAAUUAAAUAAUCACAUAAAAAAUAAACAAGAAGUUUCGUCAUUAAUAAUACAAAAUGAAAAGCGAAUUAAUCAAUURAAAAUACAUUUGUCAAAUUUAGGGGUUUUAUCAAGCAUAGGCAAAAUUAGAGUCCAUACAUCAUCAAAUUUAAAUGAAAAGGUUUAUUUAAAAAAAGAAUUUUUGAACUUACAGAAUAUGAGAAAUGAAAUUUUAAGUUCACGUCCUAAAGGAAUGUUUAAUCCCAAAUAUCAAAAGGAUAAUGAUUUAUUCAAAGAUGAUGUUAGAAGAUAUUUAGAAAAUGAUGAAGCAAUUGAUUCCAUAGAUUAUUUAAUUGAAUUAAAAAAUAAUAUAUGCAAUAAUGAUGUAAAUUCAUUACAUUUUAUUAAAACGAAUUCAAAUGAAACAGCAAUUUUCUGGAAGUGUCUAUCAACUUUAAAUAAAGACGAGCUUAAAAAAUUGUUGGUACAUUAUUUUAUCAAAGUUAUAGAUUUAAAAGAAUCUGGAAGAGAAAAUGAUGAAAUAAUAUCUAAACUUGAUGCAAUAAAUGAUAGACAAAGGCAUACUAUUGUAGCUUUAAAUAAUAAUUAUCAAGAAUUCCAUCUGUCAAUUGAAAAAAAAUUCAUGGAAUUAAAAAAAUAUUAUCAAGCAAAAGUUAAUAUGUUAUUUCAACUAGUUCAAGAAGAAAAUAAUGCUAUUGCCAUGUUUAGAAUGAGACAAAAAAUCAUAGGACUUAAAAAAAAGAUAAUCGAAUUGGAGAAGUUACAAACAGUGAAACCAAAGGACACUCAAGGGAUGUCAGAACCUCAAAUGAGUUCAAAUCUUCUAGAAGCAUCGAAAUCAGAAUCUGAAAUAAUUUCAUCUGCCAAAGUGAUAUACCACAAAAACAAAUUGAAGAUACAAAAAAAUAAAUCCAAAUAAUAAAUACAUGCAUAGAGACGUUUUAACAGAAAAUAUUUAAUGUUUGUAUAGGUAGACUUAAGCUUCAGUUUGCAUCUAAAUUUAAAUUCCUUUUCUGCCAGCAACCAAAAUAAUAUGGUUUGUAAUUAUGAGGUUUAUGAAUAAUUGUAUUUUAAUUAUUUUACUAUAUUAUAAAAUUAUUAAAUUUAUUUACAACAUGCCAAAAAGUUCUAACUAUCUUUAAAGAUGAGUCAAGGAUUAAAUAUUAUUUUAAUGUCAUUUCAGACAUAUUAUUAGUCACCUUAUUAUCAGUAACCUGUUUGUAAUCAAAAUUUCAAUCAUUGAAAUUAUUGUCUUGCCUACUUUAAGAGGAAUAUAGAUUCAAAUUGUUUUCAACUUGAGAAAGUAUUUCAAUAAUUAUUCAGCUUUAGAAUUUCUAGAUAAUAUCCACUUUAGUGUAUUCUAUGUAUAAUAAUAAAAAAAAUUCCUUUUUAAAGCACCUUGGUAGUUGUAUUAGUGCUUAGUAUUACAUUAAACAACAUAGAUAAUUCAUUUUGUGUAUUGUUAAAUUUUUAAAUGAUUGGAGUUCAGAAUUUCUAUACUCACAAAUCAAUCACGCAUCAAAUUUCGGGAACUGUUCUAAAUGUUGUCCAGGUCCUUUACACAGCUUCCAAUUAAAUCAAAAUUUAAAAGCAUUUUGACAAUAACUAUUUCGU